CGCGGCCAGGGACGCAUGCUAUUGGCUGGGCGAGCUGCCAAUCACGCUCCACCCCAUACCCUGGUUUUGAUUGGCCACCCCGUGUCCCGCCGCCAAUUGAUUGGCGCUCCUGUCAUUUUAAGGGCGCUCCGCCUCUCCCCCUGCCCGCGCUCCAUUGGCUUCGCUCUCCGUCAAUCAACUUCAUUCUCCAAUCGCUGCGCGGCGCGGGUGGGAGGAGAGCGGACUGCAAGCUACUGGUCGGGGCCGACGUCACUCACCUCUCGCCCCGCCGUUUCCGUGAUUUCCGCUUCCUCGACCAAUCGCGGCGUCUCGCGGGGCUGUCCAGGCGCAGCGCGUAGCACGAUUGGCUGCACACCCCGCAGUCCCGCCCACGCACGGCAACGAAGCGGCGCCCUUCCAUUGGUCGGUCCGGCUGCCACUCACACAACACGCCGCAAUCGCGGCGCGCCGGCGCCUUUCCUUUUCCUAUUGGCCGCUGCGCGCUGCCCGCAGCCGCUGAAUGGCCGAGAGUUCCGUCACUCAGGGCGCUCCGGCGCGGCCAUUGGCUAUCCGCCGCCGGUGGGGGCGGGCCUCCCCGCCGCGCUCCCAGCGUGCCCCGCGCGGCCCGAGGCGAGCGCGGCCCGUGCCCGUCGCCGCCUCCGCCAUGUCCGAGUUCGGCCCCGCGCCGCCCCCGCCCCCCCAGCCCGGGGCCGCCCCCGCCGCCCCCCCCUCGGCCGGGCCCGGGGGGGGGGCCCGGGGGGCGGCGGCGGUGGCGGCGGCGGCGGCGGGACGGGGCGCAAGGACGCGUUCGCCGACGCGGUGCAGCGCGCGCGGCAGAUUGCAGCCAAGAUCGGGGGGGACGCGGCCCCACCGGUGCCCAACAACAACGCCCCUCCCCCCGACUUCGGGAGCUUCGGGGGGCAGAAACGGCAGCUGGAGGACGGCGACCAGCCUGAGAGCAAGAAACUGGCGGCACAGGGGGAAGCGCUGCCGGCACCGAUGGGGCCCAUCCACCCCCCACCCAGGACAACGGUGACGGAGGAGUACCGGGUCCCUGACGGGAUGGUCGGGCCUCAGUGAGUCUGGGGGUCUGUCAUCGGCCGUGGGGGUGAGCAGAUCAAUAAGAUCCAGCAGGACUCGGGGUGCAAAGUGCAGAUCUCCCCAGACAGUGGCGGAUUACCGGAGCGCAGCGUGUCCCUGACCGGGUCCCCGGAGUCUGUGCAGAAGGCAAAGGCGCUGCUGGACGACAUCGUCUCACGGGGCAGGGGGGGUCCCCCGGGACCCUUCCCUGACGCCACCAAUGGCAGAACGGGGACGGUCCAGGAGCUGAUGAUCCCAGCAGGAAAAGCAGGACUGGUCAUCGGGAAGGGUGGGGAGACCAUCAAACAGCUCCAGGAACGGGCGGGGGUGAAGAUGAUCCUGAUCCAAGACGGUUCCCAAAACACCAACGUGGACAAACCCCUGCGGAUCAUCGGGGAGCCCUACAAGGUGCAGCAAGCCUGUGAGAUGGUGCUGGACAUCCUUCGGGAGCGCGACCAGGGCGGCUUCGGCGACCGCUCGGACUACGGCGCCCGCCUGGGCGGGGGCAUCGACGUGCCAGUGCCACGACACUCGGUCGGGGUCGUCAUCGGCCGCAGCGGGGAGAUGAUCAAGAAGAUCCAGAACGAUGCCGGGGUGCGGAUCCAGUUCAAGCAAGACGAUGGGACGGGACCGGAGAAAAUCGCGCACAUCAUGGGACCCCCCGAGCGCUGCGAGCACGCGGCCAGGAUCAUCAACGACCUGCUGCAGAGCCUGCGGAGCGGCCCCCCCGGGACCCCCGGGCCGGGGCUGCCGCCGGGGGGUCGUGGCCGGGGCCGGGGCCAGGGCAGCUGGGGCCCCCCCGGGGGGGAGAUGACCUUCUCCAUCCCCACCCACAAGUGCGGGCUCGUCAUCGGCAGAGGGGGGGAGAACGUCAAGGCCAUCAACCAGCAGACGGGGGCGUUCGUGGAGAUCUCGCGGCAGCUCCCCCCCAACGGGGACCCCAACUUCAAACUGUUCGUGAUCCGUGGCACCCCCCAGCAGAUCGACCACGCCAAGCAGCUCAUCGAGGAGAAAAUUGAGGGUCCUCUGUGCCCCGUUGGCCCCGGUCCCGGCCCAGGGGGUCCCCCCGGACCUGCCGGCCCCAUGGGCCCCUUCAACCCUGGCCCCUUCAACCAGGGUCCCCCCGGAGCCCCCCCGCACCCGGGGGGGCCUCCCCCCCACCAGUACCCCCCCCAAGGCUGGGGCAACACGUACCCCCAGUGGCAGCCGCCAGCCCCCCACGACCCCAGCAAGGCGCCCGCCCCGGACCCCAACGCGGCCUGGGCCGCCUACUACUCGCACUACUACCAGCAGCCCCCCGGGCCGGUGCCGCCGCAGCCACCCGCCCGCCGCGCCCCCCCGUGCAGGGGGAGCCCCCCCAGCCCCCCCCCCGCCGGCCAGGCCGACUACACCAAGGCCUGGGAGGAGUACUACAAGAAACUAGGCCAGCAGCCGCAGCAGCCGGGGGCCCCCCCGCAGCAGGAUUACACCAAGGCCUGGGAGGAGUACUACAAGAAACAAGCGGCCCAGGUGGCCUCGGGGGGCGGUCCCGGGGCCCCCCCCGGCCCCCAGCCCGACUACAGCGCGGCCUGGGCCGAGUACUACCGGCAGCAAGCGGCGUACUACGGGCAGACCCCCGGGGGGGCCGGGCCCGCGCCCCCCCCCCGCGCAGCAGGGACAGCAGGCUCAGUGACCCCAGCGUGCCCCCCCGUCUGUGACCCCCUUUUGUUUUGGGCGAGCGGCUGCGGCCGGACGGGGCGAGCGGCGCCCCCUCGGACCCCCAGAGCCCCUGCAGAGGGGUCUCCCCCCUCCCCCGCCUCCCUCCUCCCCCCGAGCCCCCCCUGGAGCCGCUCGAACAUUCCUGGGAGCCGCUGGGGACCCCCCACACAGCCCCGGGGACCCCAAAAUCCCCCUGGGACCCCCCAACCCACCCCCAACCCCUCCAAUCCCCUUGUGGGGACCCCCAGAUGCACCCCUGGGAGCCCAAGACUCACCCAAGGGUCCCAAACCCCCCCUUGGGGACCCCUCAAGACCCCCCCAAGGCCCCCUGCAACCCCCCCAGACCCCCCUGAGCGGAUCUGGGGGUGCGCCCCCCUCUCGCUGCCGUGA
This is a messenger RNA of Prinia subflava (tawny-flanked prinia), 3147 nucleotides long. RefSeq names its product KH-type splicing regulatory protein (gene KHSRP). Gene Ontology annotation, molecular function: mRNA binding. Gene Ontology annotation, cellular component: cytoplasm; nucleus. The record is from RefSeq and is a predicted model, not a curated record. Gene Ontology annotation, biological process: regulation of DNA-templated transcription. Lineage: Eukaryota; Metazoa; Chordata; Aves; Passeriformes; Cisticolidae.